AUGAAACUAUCAAUAUUACUGUUUUUAACCGAAAUGGUUUAUUGUAAAAUAAAAAGUUAUAUGAGAACAGAAUAUAAUUAUAUAUUUCCAAUAAUUAAAAAGAAAAAGUUAUAUAAUCAUAAAAUUAGUUUUAAUGUAAAAUUUUUUAAGAAUUUUACAAAAAACUUGACAAAUAGACAUAAUGAUAUGUUUUAUUUACAUUUUAAAAAAUGUUUAUCCAUCCCAAAGAAAUCAAAUAAUGAUGAAAAAAAUGAGAAACUAGAAGAUGAAAUAGGAACAAAUAUUGUAGAAAAAGAAACGUCAAAAAGAAAAAUUGAAAAUGAUACAAAUAUAAAAACAAAAAAAAUAAAAGGAAAAAAUGAAAAUGAAAUUAAAAAAGGAUCUUUAUUUAAUUGUAUUGUAAAUGAAGAUGAAAAAAUAUGUGAUUUAACUUCUCCUAAAUUUAAUCCUGCUUAUUUUGACAUAAGUAAUUUAUAUUUAUCUGAAAAAGACAAAGCAAAACAUAAAUUUAAAGAUUCUUUAUUAUUUACCUUUUUAACAAAUACUUUUAAUAAAAUAGAAGAAUUAAAAGGUAGUGGAACAGGUAGUAAAAAAAAUGUAUCAAUUAUUUUAUCAAAUGUAUUUAGGGUUCUAAUAUAUUAUAGCCCUAAUGAUUUAAUACCUGCUAUAUAUAUAACUUUAAAUAAGGUAGCACCUGAUUACUUAAAUGUUGAGGCUGGUGUUGGAGAGGCGUUAAUUUUAAAAACUAUGUCAGAAGCAUAUAGUAGAACCGAAUCAAGUAUAAAAAAGGAUCUACAACAAAUUGAGGAUUUAGGAAUAAUAGCAGAAAAAUGUUCUUGCAAAAUGAGAACUAUAUUUCCUUUACCUCGUUUAACUAUUCAGUCUGUAUUUAAUGAAUUGAAAUGUAUACCAAAUCUUAGUGGGUCUAAUUCUCAACAGAAAAAAAGAGAAGUAAUAAAAAAAUUAUUAGUUAGUGCAAAAAAUAGUGAAGCUAAAUAUAUUGUUAGAUUUUUACAACAACGUUUAAGAAUAGGAGUAAAUAGUGCUUCUGUAUUGCAAGCGUUAUCAUAUGCUUUUAUUUUAACUCGUCCUUAUAUACCUGAAGAUAUUAUAGCAAAGGGGAAAAUGGUGAACGAAGAUAUAAUGAAAUCUCAGACAAAAAGUAAUAAUGACACUACAACUAAAAUAGAAAAUGGUUUGGAAAAAAAUAACAUUAAAGAAGAAAAGGAUGAUGAAAAAAAAGAAAAUUUAGAAAAUAUAAAAAUAGAAAAAGAAAAUUCUGAUGAAGUAUUUGAUUUUAAUUCUCUAAUUAAUUCUAUUAAAAUAAGGAAUGAAAAAAUUGAUAAGCCUAAUUUAUUUUUAAACAUAGGAAAAGAAGGAGAUACUCGUCUAUUACCAGUAUUUAAAGAAUUAAAAAAAGCUUAUUGCGAAAAUAAUGAUAUAGAUAUAUUUGAAUGUAUGGAGAGAUCUGUAAAAAGUGCUUUGUGUGAAUUACCAAAUAUUGAGAUUAUUAUUCAGAAUUUAUUAAAUGGAGAUGAUAUGAGAACAUUAAGUAAAAAAUGCACCGUUAAAACAGGAAUUCCUGUUCAACCUAUGUUAGCAAAACCAACAAAAGGAAUACAAGAAGUUUUAGAUAGAUUUAGUAAUGUAACAUUUACAUGUGAAUAUAAAUAUGAUGGAGAAAGAGCACAAAUUCAUUACAUAGAUAAAGAUAAUAUAAAAAUAUUUAGUAGAAACUUAGAAAAUAUGACUGAAAAAUAUCCUGAUGUUAUUCAAAUAGUCAAAGAUCAAAUUGUAAGUUCUGCAACAGAAUGUAUAAUUGAUAGUGAAGUUGUUGCAUUUGAUACUGAAAAUAAAAAGAUUUUACCUUUUCAAGUAUUAACGACAAGAAAAAGAAAAGACGUAGAUAUUGAAAAUAUUAAAGUAAAAAUUUGUCUUUUUCCAUUUGAUUUAAUUUGCUGUAAUGGUGUUUCUGUAAUAAAAGAACCUUUGGAAAUUAGAAGAAAACUUUUGUAUUCUUUACUAAAAUCUAAAGAAGGAGUUUUAUCUUAUGCAACUCAUUCUGAAAUGAAUAAUAUUGAAGAUAUCGAUAUAUUUUUGCAAGAUGCGAUUGAAAAUAAUUGUGAAGGUCUAAUGGUUAAAACAUUACUUGAAAAUGCAUCUUAUGAGCCAUCAAAAAGAUCUUUAAAUUGGUUAAAAGUAAAAAAAGAUUAUAUAGAAGGAUUAUCGGACUCAGUUGAUCUAGUUCCGAUAGCUGGUUAUUAUGGUAAAGGAAAAAGGAGUGGUGUAUAUGGUGCAUUUGUUUUAGCUACUUAUAAUUCAGAAACAGAAAAUUUUCAAACUGUAUGUAAGGCAGGAACAGGAUUUAGCGAUGAAAUAUUAAGUACUUUAUUUAAUUUAUUAAAUGAAAAAAUAAUACCUAAUAAAAAGUCAUAUUAUGAAGUUUCCGAUAAGCUAAAUCCGGAUGUAUGGUUUGAUGCACAUUAUGUAUGGGAAAUCAAAGCUGCUGAUUUGUCCUUAUCACCAGUACAUACUGCAGCUAUUGGAGUAUAUUCAGAUGAUAAAGGAAUUGGUCUAAGAUUCCCAAGAUUUUUGAGAUUAAGAGAGGAUAAAAGUGCUGAGCAAGCUACGACAACGCAACAAAUAAUUGAUUUUUAUGAAAGCCAAUUUACAUCAAAUAAAAAUAAAAAUGAUGAUUUUAAUGAAGAAAGUGAAAGUGACUAA
Messenger RNA from Plasmodium gallinaceum, 2724 nucleotides. RefSeq names its product DNA ligase I, putative. Gene Ontology annotation, cellular component: nucleus; mitochondrion. The transcript is spliced from 2 exons. The coding region runs from base 1 to 2724 and encodes 907 amino acids. Gene Ontology annotation, molecular function: DNA binding; ATP binding; DNA ligase (ATP) activity. The record is from RefSeq and is a predicted model, not a curated record. Lineage: Eukaryota; Apicomplexa; Aconoidasida; Haemosporida; Plasmodiidae. Gene Ontology annotation, biological process: DNA repair; lagging strand elongation; DNA recombination.